Anolis sagrei ordinatus is the source of this 872-nucleotide messenger RNA. It is a transcript of the gene TRAPPC6B, whose product is annotated as trafficking protein particle complex subunit 6B. Lineage: Eukaryota; Metazoa; Chordata; Lepidosauria; Squamata; Anolidae. The record is from RefSeq and is a predicted model, not a curated record. Gene Ontology annotation, cellular component: TRAPP complex; trans-Golgi network; cis-Golgi network. Gene Ontology annotation, biological process: regulation of GTPase activity; endoplasmic reticulum to Golgi vesicle-mediated transport.
CCCAAGUUGGCCCAGGCCUGCUUAGCAGCUCCUCCUCCUCCUCCUGCCGGGCCUUCGGGAGGCGCUGGGCUUGGAGGAGGAGAAGGAAGGCGGGGAGGAAGCGUCGCGGCGGAGGAGCGGGCCUUGCGUCUCCCAGGGAGGCCCGGCAUGAACAAGGCGGAGAUGGCGGACGAGGCCCUCUUCCUGCUGCUCCACAACGAGAUGGUGGCGGGCCUCUACCGCGCCGCCGAGCAGGGAGACGGGGAAAAUGGGAAAUGCAUCACUAAACUGGAAAACAUGGGAUUUAGAGUCGGACAAGGUUUAAUAGAAAGGUUUACCAAAGAUACUGCCAGAUUCAAGGAUGAAUUAGAUAUAAUGAAGUUUAUCUGCAAAGAUUUUUGGACGACAGUAUUUAAAAAGCAAAUUGAUAAUCUCAGAACCAACCAUCAGGGCAUCUAUGUACUUCAGGAUAACAAAUUCCGUCUCCUGACUCAAAUGUCAGCAGGGAAACAGUAUCUGGAACAUGCUCCUAAGUAUUUGGCAUUUACUUGUGGAUUAAUUAGAGGUGCUUUAUCAAACCUGGGGAUAAAGAGUAUUGUUACAGCUGAAGUUUCGACAAUGCCAGCAUGCAAAUUUCAGGUGAUGAUACAGAAGAUAUAGACCUGUACAGAAUCUGCUUCUUCAUUUGUAAAAUGAUAAAAUCAACUGUAUAUUUUAUUUAUAAUUAUAGCUACAUGCAGCUGUCAAAUGUUCUGUAAAACUGCAAGUAACCGUCAGAUCAAUGGCCACUUUUCACAUCUUUUUAAAAAAGUUAUGUUUCAUUUUUGUGUCUCCAACAUGUAUUUUACAUUGUAAAUAUGUAAUGGAAACCUUAAUUAAAUGUUGAAUUCUAA